AUGAAAGUUUCAUUAUAAGAUUUCGGUUUUCAUUAACCUAAUGCACCUGAAAUUAACACUCCUAGAUCUCUUGAGGCAUGUAGAAGAGAAGGAAUAUAACCAAAUGAAAUUGUUAAAAUUCCAUUUGAAGAGUUUCAGAGAAGAUACAAAAUGAAAAAUCUAGAUCAUAAAGGAAUUGAUCAAUUUUAUAAACAUUUUGAAGAAAGAAGAGAAAAGAAAUUUGAAGAACUUAUAAAAUAGAGACAUAUUGUUAUAGAAGAUGAAAAAAUUGGUAAUUUUAACUAAUCUUAUCUAAAGGGGCAUGGAGUGCCGAAGGAUUAUCUAAGAGUAAAGUUAUAUCAAAAUAUGGUUAAUAAGAAACUUCCUCUUUAGUUGAGAAAGAAAAAUAAUAAUUAGAAAAAAUUAAGAAGAAACAGUAAAAAGAAAUAGAAGGAAUGCUUGAAUAUGAAUUGAAAAUGUAAGAAAUAAGAUUAGAAAAUGAAAAGAAGUAAGCUGAAGAAAUUGCUAAAUAAUAAUAACGAGAUCUUGAAUUAUAAAAGAAAAGGGCAGAAUAAGAGGAAUUAAAGAAAUAAAAAGAAUUAGAAAAAUAAUUAAAAAGAGAGUAGGAAGAAGAGUUAUAAAGAUAAAAACUAAAAGAAAUGGAAUUAAAAGAUAAGGAAAGAUUAAAAUUAGAAGAAUUAAAAUAAAAAGAAAGAGAAGAAGAAGCAAAAAAAAAGGAUGAAGAAAGAAAAGCUAUUUAAGAAAAAUUAAAAAAAUAAAAUGAAGAAAAUUAAAAAGUUUAAUAGGAUUUGUUAGAAAAAAGAAAAUAGGAAAUGGAACUUAAAGCAGAUUAAAGAAGAAAAGCAUUAGAAGAAUAAAAAUUAAAAAAAAAAUAAGAAGCUGAAUUAGCUAGAUUAUAAAAUGAAGAAAGAAUCUAAUAAGCUAAAUAACGUAAUGAAGCUGAAUUAUAAAAAUUAAAAGAUGUACAUUAUAAUCAUGAUAUUUAUAGGAUUUUGAUAAAAAAAUUAAAUUAAGUGAAAUUAAAUAAAAAUAAUAUGAAGAAGAAAAAAAAAAGAGAUUUGAAUAGUAAAGAAAAGAGGCUGAAAAACAUUCUGAAUUAUUUCAAAAGGUUAUUGAAUAAAAUAAUUAAAUGGAAUAAGAAAAGAAAAAUUUAUAUUUAAAAAGAAUAUAAGAAGCAGAAGAAAGAAGAAAAUAAAUUGAAGAAGAAUUAGAAAAAGAAAAAGAAUAGAAAAGAUUAUUAGAGAAAGAGAAAGAAUAAUAAAGAAAAUAAGUAUUAUUAUUAAAUGAAGAAAAUAACAAAUAAAGAAUAGAAGAAUUAGUUAAAAAAAUAAAUGAUAAAGAAGAAAUAUUACAUAAAAUUUAAGAGGAAAGAAAUGAAUAAUUAUAAGAUAGGAAAACUAUGGAUAUUUUAAAACGUUUUGAUAAAAGAGAAAAUGUAGAAAGAAUAAUGAGAAAAUAAGAGUAUGAUAAAUAAAAAUUAUAAGAAAAAAUUAUUGAAAAAAUGUAAAGAGCAGAUAAACUCUCUGAAGAUCUUGAUUAAUUAUUAUCUUAAAGGCAUAAUUUAAGAAGAGAAAUAGAAAAAUAAAAAAGAGAGAUUAUGAUGAAAUUUGAAAAAGUUAGAGAAGGCAAACUUCCUCCUUCUGAAAUUUAAAAAUAAUUAGGUAUUACUGAACCAGAUGCUAAAUUAUCUAAUUAAACAAAUCCUUAUCGUACUUUUUCAUCGACUAGACCUAAGACUAAUUAAGCCAAAGAAAGGUAAGAAAAAUUAUUCUCUGUCAGGCCAACUAAAAUUCAAUCAGCAAAACCUGAAUCUAUCUAAAUCAAAGAAAAAAUAGAUCUCAAACCAAUACCACCUAUUAUUGAAUAACAGGGUAAAUUAAUAUUUUAAAUUUAGCUAAUAAAACUACACCCAAAUUUCAUAAAAAAAUUGAUGCUAAGAAGAAAUCUGAACCAAUUCGACCAGAACCUCCAAGUCCACAAAUACUUAUUUAACUUAACAAAAUGGUUUAAAAACAUAAUUAAGAUAUGAUGAGAUUAUUAAUGGAGGAACAUGCAAAUGAAAAUCUAAGAGAUGAAAAAUUAAGUUAAGCCAAAGGGGAAGAGAAAACAAAACUAGAAAAAGAAUAUGCAUUAGAAAGAGUAAAAGCUUAACUUAAAAUUGAAAAAUUAAAAUCAACAUAAGAAUAAGAAUAAAAAUAAUAUAAACUUACUCAUAACAUUUUUGAAAAUGAUAUUAUUAGAUGA
Molecule: messenger RNA, 2244 nt
Organism: Paramecium sonneborni
Lineage: Eukaryota; Ciliophora; Oligohymenophorea; Peniculida; Parameciidae
Source: the annotation of a GenBank genome assembly